Lagopus leucura (white-tailed ptarmigan) is the source of this 2236-nucleotide messenger RNA. RefSeq names its product natural killer cells antigen CD94-like. NCBI's taxonomy places the organism in Eukaryota, Metazoa, Chordata, Aves, Galliformes, Phasianidae. The record is from RefSeq and is a predicted model, not a curated record. The coding region runs from base 1 to 702 and encodes 233 amino acids. The transcript has 6 exons.
AUGGAGGAUGAGGAAGGCUACACCACACUAAAUUUACGACUCCCAGCUUCAGUUAUUACUGAUGGAUACUCAAGCAAUAACAAAUGUCCUAUAUUUAGUACUCCAGCCCAUUGUGUUACAGUAGACAGAGUCUCUGCCUCAUCCGCCAUAAGGCAACCAGCAACCUUAGCAUUCUUCACUUUGAGCCUGGUGCUGCUCACAGGUCUGGUGGUCUUACUGUCCCUGUUUUUUCAGAUAUACCAGGACCCUGAAGAAGGAAAGAAGCUGCAGGCCAUGAGGGAAGCAUUGUGUUUUGAAAGGAGGGCAAAGAACGAAACAGAAUGUGCUGUCUGUCCAGCAAGGUGGAAAAGCAGUGAAGUUGGCAGCUGCUUCUACGUUUCAAAACAGAAGAAAACAUGGAAAGAAAGCCAGGAGUUCUGUUCCACGAGAAACUCCACACUUAUUGUGCUGAAAGACAAAAUAAAGAUGGUCUCUCUGCCAUAUGAUUCACAGUUUUAUUGGGUUGGAUUAUCAUACAUGCCUGAAAGGAAUGGCUGGUUCUGGGAGGAUGGAACUGCUCUUUCAAGAGAAGCCAAAGCUUGGACUGUAUUACGUGAGCACAACUUCUGUGCCUCCUUAUAUGGACGGAUUAUUUAUGACAGUAACUCCUGUUCGACAGAGCAAUUCUGGAUCUGUGAGAAAGGAGCUGUUCAAUUUGCCUGAAGAAGCACUGUGAGAAGUAAUGUGGGUUCUGUCACUGUUAGAUACCAUUUCUAGGAACUGGGUGUUUUAAAUGUACUUUUAUUUUUGUUUGUUUAUCAUGCAGAUUUCUCAGAAUGUUAAUUCAAAUAGACAGGUCAACAGAGAUUAAACUUCCUCUUCAUCUGCACUCAGGCUUAUAGGUGAGAGAAAAAUACUACAAAGCUGAAAGUCUAGGAAGCAAUUUUAAAGGGUUAGCAACAAUCAAGUAAUAAUUUUUCAUGAAUCUUUUUUUGGACAACCACACAUUCUCACAGAGCCAUAUAUUGCUUGUGCUUCUGUUACAAUUUCUCCUUUCCUCAGCAUUCUACAGCUGCCAGUCAUAAACCACUCCAUCUCCAUAUCCUUGAUGAUUUUAUCCACUGAAUUACUGUAUACACUAACUACAUAACCCUGUUAUUGACUAGCUUGCCUGCUCAUACCCUUGUUCCUAAUUCUGUUCUUCCAGUUCUUCCCUUCUUUGAAGUGUAGAAAUACAGAAUGAACACAAGGUUCCCUUUACUAAUAAAACUCUCUUUGCAUAUGCAUUAAUAUCUAUAGAAACAGAAGCACAUUUUUUUGAAGAGUACAGGAAAUCCCUGGAAGAAAUCUCUAAAAAUUAGACUCAAAUGUCAUGUGUAUAUUAAAAUAUUACCUAAACAAAACUUCAGUGCUGUAAUAAAUAGAAUUGCUAUGCAAAUAGUAGUAAGGAUAACAAUGACAUGCUUUAAUCACAGAUAAUCUCAAUGAGUACUCAAACUGAUGCAGCAUCUGUUGCCACAAAUAAUAUCUAUGUUCAUGUGUUGUAUCCACACUGUUUGGGAUCUGUGGAGUCCAAGACACGUAGUAUGUGUCAUAUACUAUUGAAGAAUUUGUCACACUUCCUGGAACAAAACAAUGCCUCUAGAUUUCUGGGUGGAGUUUCAUGGCGUGAGUUCAUUGAAGUUUGUGUAUGGAAAUAAUAGAUGGAUGUUUUAUAUCAUACAUGAAACAUUCCUUAUGUGUGUAUAUAUAUGUAUAGAUAGAUAGAUAGAUAGAUUGAUUGAUAGAUAUGCAGUAGCGCUUGGAGACCUUCCUUAAAAUAAAUUAAAUACAAUGCCGUGUCUUUAAUAAUCAUAAUUUCCUUUGAAAGUGAUUUCAAAGACUGAAGCAAUUCAUUCAGAAAACAAACAAACAAACAAACAAAAAAAAACCAACAAAAAAAAACCCCAACCCCCUACCUAGUGUGAUGAAAGAUGUUUAUGAACUGAAUUACUUCACAGUACUUAGUAGAGCCAAUUCCUAAUGUAUGGAUACUGGAGAUUUUCAGAGCAAUUCUGUUCUGUGAUGCUGUUCUAUGAGCUACCAGCUGAACUAUCUAGAAAUCAUUGCUAUUGCAAUAAAACAUGCGUAUCUGAAAGUAGGGUACAAUAUUUCAUCCAUUCAAAGGUUUCAGCUCCCUCAACUUAGAAUCACAGAAUCAUAGAAUCACAAGGUUGGAAAUGACCUAUAAGAUCAUCUAGUCCAUCUUCUCAUUACA